AUGGCGUCACCUGCCUCCAAUGACGCAGACGCAGACGCGACUGAGAACUUCCUCGAAAGCAUUAUCAUCUCCAGUGCUACGAGCUCGGAAGACGACUUCGGCUCUGUUCCGCCGAGCCCAGAGAUUGGCAUGGCCAGAGAAGGUGGAAGUGAGGUCAGCGGCCUAGAUCUGGAAGAGGAAGACGAGGAGGACGGUGCAGACGCAGAGCUACCUGGAACACCUGCGCCUGACGAUGAUGCUGCGUCCACAAUCGUAACCGGAAAUCAAAUGGCCAAACUGCUUCGAAUGCGCCAGACUCAGCAGUCACCACCGGAAAGCGCACAAAGAGCAAGCUCAGAACCCACAAAUCCUCAGCUUAUGACGCCAGCCCCAACGUGUCCGCCCACACGUCGCAGCGCCAGAGCCAAAAGCACACUCAUUUACGACCAAAAGUACCACCCAAUGGACGAUGUCAUUCGGCCGUCACAAGCAGCCAAGCGUCGUACAUUGCAUGGUGAGAAACCUGCACUCGUCGAUGACUUGGACGCAUUUUCCUUGGAAGAUUCGCGCUCCGACAUUGGAAGUAUAGUCGGCGACGAGGACAGUGAUGACGAGGAGCCGCAGCCGCCCACAAGAGGCCGCAAAAGGAAGCGGUCGACGUCUCGAACUCCAGAGCCUACUCGACGUUCUUCGCGCAGAAGAACGAACCCUAAGGUGUCCUAUAACAUGAAGAUUCACCCUCAAGACAGCGACUUGAAGCGGGUCUAUGCAUGCGACGGGUCGAAGAGCUCACCAUCACCAACUAAGCAGGUGAACUCCAGCAAGAACAGCUCUCCCAGCAAGAAGGGGUCACUAGAGGACUUUGAGCAGGCAUGUCGCUCGUUGCUUGCAGACGAUUCGAGAGAACCCUCACCUGAGCCAUCGCCAGAACUCUCUCCUCGACGGACGCUCGCUCCUGAACCUACCAUAAAGCGUCCAAAUAAAUUUGUCGACGCAUACCCAGACUUGCGCCCAGAUAUUGCAUACCUCGCCGGUGAUCAUGACGUAUGGCCAGAGGUGAAGGGUCUACAAUUCCACAUCUUUACAGAACGCAUGGAAGAUCAAUUGAACGCAGAAGCGGAAGCAGCCUCGCCUUUCCACUACGAAGAUGACGACAAAGAGAACGACGUGACCAAUCCCGAGCUCGUACCCAGACCGAAUCCUCUCGAUGGCAUUUCCAUCAUACCAGCAUCACACUACCGGCGCUCUCCAGGACUCUACGCGCUACCAGGUCACAGUUCGAUAGCCAGCAACGCGUUCUAUGUUAAUCCUCAGUUUGAAGCGUCACCGUACGGCCUGGGCUGGAGCGAUGGCGCCCAUGACUUUGACAACAGUGAUACGCACGAUUGUCCGGUUCCUGACUACAUGCGUAUCCUGGCAUCUAGUGAGAACCUGCCUCGAGCCUCUCCACCUAUGGAGGCUCGCUCACACAGAGAUGACACUGUCGUGAGCUCCUCUCCAGUCCGGAAUCUUGAAGGCCUUGAACUUCUCCGCUGA
Macroventuria anomochaeta is the source of this 1515-nucleotide messenger RNA. RefSeq lists its product as uncharacterized. Bases 1 to 1515 code for a protein of 504 amino acids. The transcript is spliced from 4 exons. Lineage: Eukaryota; Fungi; Ascomycota; Dothideomycetes; Pleosporales; Didymellaceae. The record is from RefSeq and is a predicted model, not a curated record.